Messenger RNA from Lingula anatina, 396 nucleotides. RefSeq names its product DNA-directed RNA polymerases I, II, and III subunit RPABC3. Gene Ontology annotation, cellular component: RNA polymerase III complex; RNA polymerase I complex; RNA polymerase II, core complex. The record is from RefSeq and is a predicted model, not a curated record. Gene Ontology annotation, biological process: DNA-templated transcription. Lineage: Eukaryota; Metazoa; Brachiopoda; Lingulata; Lingulida; Lingulidae.
GAUUCGAAAAUGGACGUGACCUAGUUUCUAACAAGAUGGCGGGUGUUUUGUUUGAGGAUAUUUUUGAUGUGAAAGAUAUUGAUCCAGAAGGGAAGAAAUUUGACAGAGUGUCCCGCCUUCACUGCGAGUCCGAGUCCUUCAAGAUGGACCUCAUCCUGGACGUCAACAUCCAGGUCUAUCCCAUGGACCUCGGAGACAAGUUCCGUAUGGUAAUAGCUACCACCCUGCGUGAAGACGGUUACCCUGAUGACACAGACUAUAACCCUGCGGAUCAAGGACCAUCGCGUGCGGACAGUUUUGAGUAUGUCAUGUACGGCAAGGUGUACAGGAUAGAGGGUGAUGACAGUGGCGCCGAGACCGGGUCCAGAUUGUAAGUAGAAAUAUUGCAUCAUUUCU